Prorocentrum cordatum is the source of this 2550-nucleotide messenger RNA. The record is from the annotation of a GenBank genome assembly. Lineage: Eukaryota; Dinophyceae; Prorocentrales; Prorocentraceae.
AUGGUGGCGGACUUCUCGACCGCAGACGAUCCGGGGUCCAUUUUCGAGUGCUUCGACGACCGUUCCUUCAUGAGGUGCCCGGGGGGCAACCCAGGCGACUGCGGGAGUCACAGGCUGAACACGAGUUUGGCCUGCCUAAAGUGCGAGCCCGGCAUGGCGCCAGAUGGCAACGGCCAGUGCACCGUGUGCCGCGAGACGUCGCUCCUCAUUCCGGUCGGCGCUGCGGUGACGGCCGUUUUCGUAUUGAUCGCCGCCUACCAUUUCAUAGCGACCGAGAAGCGCGCCGAGCAGAACAAUCUGCGGGUGCUCGCCGUGAGCGUCGCGGGUCAGCUUCUCGCGGUCAUGCAGAUCUUGGCCGUGUGCGCGACGCUUGCCGUUUCGUGGCCAUCGCCCUUCAGUUUUGUCUUGGCCAUUGCUAAAGCCUUUGCGUUCGAGGUGGAAAUCCUCCGUUUCGCUUGCAUCGUUGACCCGUCUCCUGUCUGGGAUUACAGUAUGAAGAUAGUUUUGUUUUUCUUUGUGGUCGCUGCGAUGUUCGUAGUUCAUUUGGUUUACAGCGCUCUUUGCUAUAAGCGCAAAGAUUAUUCAGCCAACACGGUGUUCGUGGGCACCCUGGGCACAAUCGUUAUGGCAUGCUUCAUCAUUAUAUCAAUGACGAUAUUCUCCCCAUUCCGUUGCAUGGUGCAUCCCAACGGGGUCAUGACGGUGCAGAGCGUGCCAGAAGUCGUGUGUUACGAUUCCGAUGAGCAUGGCGAGAUGAUCAUGGUUGGUUUCCUCGCUUCGUCCAUCCCAGUGGGUUUCCUGGUGAUGGUUGCGUGGGCCGUGUGGCAGCUCCCGUACCGGAUGGCGAAGGGGAACGCGGAGUUUUUGCAGAUGUUUUCUUUUUUGUUUUUUCGUUUUAGGCCUGCAAGCUAUUGGUAUGUUUUUUUCCUGCUAUCGCGCAACUUGGCGGUGGCGUUGGUGCCCCUUGUCCCAAACGUGACGGGCCAGCUGUUCGUCAUGUUCGUGAUCAUGUGCUCUUCCGCCAUGGUCUCGGCGGUCGCGAUGCCGUGGCGCAUUUCCAUGGCAAGCAUGUUGGACGUCUUUGUUGCCAUCGUAUUGCUCUUCGUUGUGUACAUGGGGGCUUUACUGGCAGACCUCGUCGACAGGAUUGUCGUGGCAUGGCUCGCCACAAUCAUGUGCGCCGGCAUUGUCGUGUUCUUCCUUUUGAUCUUGACUUACGUACUGAUUAGGCGGCACCAGUUGCGCCAGCGGAAGACCUUCCAAUUUUUUCUGUGCCACCAUAAGGUGAGCGCCGGCGCCUUUUGCAGGUUGCUCAAGGUCCACUUGCUCAAAGAUCGCCGCACCCGAGGAUUUGUCUUCCUUGAUGCGGACUACCUCGAAGACCUGAACAAGCUCUUCAGUUAUGUGAGCUCUGAGACAGAGACAUUGGCGGCACUUUGCACGAAGGAGUUACUCACGAGGCCCUGGUGCGCAGGCGAGCUAACGACAGCACGCUUGACCAGCAUCGAUGUUGUACUUAUAGUAUUUCCGUGUUUUGAGUGGCCGACAGAGGACUUCAUAUCAAAUUAUCAAGAGUUUGUGCCUGGUGUCAAUGGCUUGACUGGAUUCGGCAUCAGUGUGGACAUGGUGCAGAAAACGCUGCGCCUGUUUCACACUAAUAAUUCCAUCGAGUUGCCCGAUGUGUUUGACACGACCGUACUCUCAACCACGGCAGACCUACUGUUCCAGCGAAAGCGCAGACGGAAAAUGUCCAUCAAAAAACAGCGUGACGGAGACGAUUCAGCAGGCGAGGUUGUGGGUGUGGCGGCCGGGAGGAUGUCAGGCGCGAGCCUGACUGAUGUUCAACACGCAGCUUAUCUCAUAUUGGUUGAUUACAAGAGAAACGACGCAAUAUGCACAGGUUUGAUCGUCAAGGAGCUGCUGACGAAGGAGUGCGAAGGCUUCUCCGAGCGCAUUCCGCAGCUGCUCCCACGCUCCUCUCAGGUGCCCGCUGUCGGCAAAGUUCUCAUGAUCGUCUGUACCACGGACUGUCUCCGGAAUCCGAUGGUCGCCAAGGCCAUCAUGCAAUCUGCAGAGCUUGGGCUCGGCAUACUGCCCAUCAUCGGCGAGAGCGGCUUCCAGUUUCCGACGCAGGCCCUGUUUGACGACAUGCGCGCGAAGGAGAAGGAGGUGCUGUCUGGAGUCUCCAUGUUCGGACAUUUUGGCUACGCCUUCUAUGUCGAUUGCAUCAAGUUCAUCUUCAGCGUUAUCGGCGUGAACUUGAUCCCUCAGGAGGGCGAGAGCCAGAUCAAUAUGCAGAUAAAGACGAUCUGUGCGCGCAUGCUGGGCGACACGCAGGUCUUCAGGACCCUGGAGAUGGAAGUCUACUCUCUCGGCCUCGGCCGCGUCGAGGGCAACCUGGGGCUCGAGGAGGGCACGGAGCUCUUCUGCUCCGCGAGUCUGCUCGGCGCCGCGGCGCCCGCCACGGAGGUAGGGCCGCUCGGAGACCACAUGCUGGAGUGCCACCUCUUCGGCAGGAGAGGGGCGACGGCUUCGACGGGAUCUCCCUGA